Molecule: messenger RNA, 15451 nt
Organism: Lethenteron reissneri (Far Eastern brook lamprey)
Lineage: Eukaryota; Metazoa; Chordata; Hyperoartia; Petromyzontiformes; Petromyzontidae
Gene: VPS13B
Product: vacuolar protein sorting 13 homolog B
Source: RefSeq, a predicted model, not a curated record
GCAGGUUCGGGGGUUGUGGAGGCGCGCGGUUUGCCUCCCGUGGAGAAGCCGAGGCCCCGGGUCCCCUCGGUCCCCUUGACCCCCCACGGACACCCCCACACACACACACCGGGUCGCCUGGGGUCCUCGGGCCCAACUAGGGGCCUCGCAGACUCUGCUGCACGCAGGGCUGCCUGCUGGCACGCGUCUCCCCGCGAGUUCCCACCUGCCCACUCCGAAGGAACGUGUUUCAGAGCGAGGGCAUCCGCCAAGAUGUUGGAGACAUACGUGACCCCCAUCCUGAUGUCCUAUGUUAAUCGCUACAUCAAGAACCUGAAGCCCUCGGACCUGCAGCUGUCUCUGUGGGGCGGCGAUGUGGUACUCAACAAGCUGGAGCUCAGGCUGGAGGUGCUGGAGCAGGAGCUGAAGCUGCCCUUCACCUUCCUGAGCGGCCACAUCCAUGAGCUUCGCAUCCACGUUCCGUGGACUAAGCUCGGCUCGGAGCCCGUGGUCAUCGCAAUCAACACCAUCGAGUGCAUCCUCAAGCUGAAGGACAGCGCUCAGGACGCAGAGGAGAGCAGCAGCUCGCACUCGAGCCGAGCCACGCUGAGCACCGAGGGAUCGCGCUCUGCCAGCCGAGCCAGGAGGCAGCAGCAGCAGCAACAGGUGACAGCUGCAGAUGCCGAUCUUCCGCCAGGGUACGUCCAGAGCCUCAUCCGCCGCGUGGUGAACAACGUGAACAUCCUGGUGAGCAACCUCAUCCUCAAGUACGUGGAGGACGACAUCGUGCUGUCGGUGAACGUGAAGUCGGCUGAGUGCUACUCCGUGGACGAGUUCUGGGAGCGAGCGUUCGUGGACAUCGCUGCCCCCGAGUUGGUUCUUCGUAAAGUGAUCAAUUUCUCGGACUGCACGGUGUGCCUGGACAAGCGCAGCGCCAGCGGAAAGAUCGAGCUCUACCAGGACCCACUGAUCUACAAGUGCUCCUUCCGCACCCGCCUGCACUUCACCUACGAGAGCCUCAGCGGCAAGAUGCCCUCCGUCAUCAAGAUUCACACGCUGUGCGAGAGCCUCACUCUCUCCGUCACCGACCAGCAGCUUCCCAUGUUCAUCCGCCUCAUCCAGCUGGGGAUCGCUCUCUACUACGGCGAGAUCGGGCAGCCGGACAUCGCCCAGGCGGGAGACGAGGCCCCCCCGCACACUCCUGAAGUGCCCAUGACAGAGGACGGCAUGGACCCGGAGGACAGCAGCCUGUACUACUCCUCCCAGCGGCCGGACGACAACGAGGGCUGGGUCUCCUGGGCCUGGUCGUUUGUGCCGGCCAUCGUGGCGUACGAAGAUGAGCAGCGCGAGGCUGCGGAGGGCGACGAGGGCGACGAGGAGGAAGGGGAGGAGCUGGACGUGGGCGGAGACCCCGAGGAGGGCCGCAAAGCAAACCGACGGGGUCAUCGCCCGCCCAGAGAUCCCAUCCUCUCGGUCGGGUUCUACAUGACCCGUCUUACUGUCACAUUCAAGGUGACCGAGAGCCACCCGGAGAGUGCUUUUUACGGCUCCAACAAAGUGAUAUUCAAGCCCAUUUUAGUCUGGGAGCAGGAGGGAACGGCUGUUGAUGCUCUCAUGCAGGGCGAGCCCUUCUUCAACUGCCAGUUCGGCUUCGUCAAGUGCCGAGCCUCGUCCCAGCACAGCAUUCUGGGAGUCCGAGACUUUGAGGACUGCAGAGAAGAUGGUGGAGAUGGCUGUUUCUUGUGCUGUGGCGAGAGCCUCAGCAGCAAGGGCCCCACGUACAUGAGCGGCUCUCUCUUCGACUACCGAAGCCCGGAGAACAAUGGCGUCCGCGCCGAGUUCACCUUCGACCCCGACGCACACCGGGAGACGUGCACGGAGACGGCGGGACUCCAGCGGUUUGGCGCCGCGUACCUUGACUACUUGUACACCAUGGCCGUGGAGGAGAACAAAGUUGCUGGCGGCCCCUUGGAGGGAGCUCCCGGGAGGGCCGGCGACGGGCCCCGUCCCAGGGAAUCGUCGCUCAAGCGCUUCGUGCUGGGCGCCACGGAGCUGCGCCUCGACGCCAGCUCGGUGCAUCGCAUCGCCAAGAUGGUGGCCUGCGCGCUCGACCACGAGUACGAAGCCUACAGCAGCCCCGGGCCAGAGCUGGUGGAGGAGGCCCGGGUGCCACCCAGCCCUGAGGAGGUGGCCUCCCUGGAGGAGUUCAUCCCGGUCCGCACCACCUGCCUCACCGUCCUGAGCGUCAGCCUCACCGUGCCCAUCGCAGAGUUCAACCUCCUCGACAGAAUCUUCCCGCAGUACUUCUCGGGCCAGGUGGGCGCGGGUGCCCCCGGGGCCAGGCCUCCGGCGUCGCGCGCCCUGCCGGCAUUCGCGUUGCACGUGGACCGCGUCAACCUGGAGCACUGCACCCCCAUGUACCCGCGCCGGCUCGCCAGGACGCUCAGCAGCCUGUCGCAGCCCUCGCGAAGCCUCCUGCACCACUGCUACGUGCACUGCUACCUCAAGGUGUUCGGACUGAGAGCCGAUCUCGUUUGCCUGAACGCGUCCUUGGCUCACCCGCCCGUGCCCAUCAUCCCAGCCUUCAGUCCAGCGCUGUACAUCAAGCUGCUGCAGCUGCCCAUGUACUGGACCAAGAGGGCCAUGCUGCCCGUGACAGAGGGCAUCUUUGAGCUGCCCAGCCUGUCGCUGAGGGCCACGCGAGCCCAGACGCGUCUCCUCGAGGCCAUCGCACACAGCUGGAGCCCGGGAGGGGCAGCCCGAGGAGCGGCGGAAGAGACGCUCCUUCACGAUGUGUUCGCUCACGCACGUGUUGGCGGCGGCGUCGUGGACCAGCCCCUGCUCGAGUGCACGCUGCAGAGUCUCGAGAUCAAGAGCUGCACGACGCCCACUCUCUGGGCCGUGUCCGGCAGCCUGGGCUCUCUGCAAGCCUGGGCUCGUCUGCAAGCAGAGGAAGGUGCCAAAGAUGCAGCGGCAAUCCCGUUGUUCCAAGGCCCCACGGACACGCGUCGCUUGCACCGGUCGGACUGGCUGUCCGACCCGCACAGCCUGAGCUCCGCAGCGGUGCCAUCGUCAGAGUUCCUGACGUUCACACUGCAGAUUCCUCACCAGCUCGACAAUUACUCCAACACAGGCGCCGUGCUGCUGCUGAACGUGGAGGGAGCGGCGCUGAACGUCGACCCCGUACUCUACGCCUGGCUGCUGUACCAGCCGCGUCCGGGCGUGGGCCGAGCCCGGCAACAGUCUGCGCCAAAGGCCGCUGCCACUGCCGCGUCGGCCGCCCGGAAGAAAGGGGACGAGGCCUCCCUCGGCAGCGCGCCGGCCGUGACGCAGCCCUCGCACCAGGGCUCGGAGAGGGCCAGCAGCCCCCUCAAAACAAAGACGGCCACAGAGUCGCGUGUGCUGCCUGGCCCGGCGAAGCCGCCCGCUCGUGAGGCCGUGUGCGCAGGGGAGGCAGCGCACGACGGGGUUACGGGCUUGAUCGGCAAGCUCUGGGAAGGGGUCAAGAGGCUCACCCUGCAGGUGGACCUGGAGGCAUGGUGUGUCACGGUGCCGAGCGACCACCUGUCCGUGUCAGCGGCGCCGGGGCCCAACGCCAUCCCCGGCGCGGUGCGGGAGUGGUUCCUGGGGCCCCGCACGAUGCCCGGCACCCUGGUGGUGUGCCUGCCGCGUGGACGCGCCAUCAGCGCCGGCCACAAGCACACGGCGGUGCUGCAAGAGAUCCCCUUCGACGCCUUGCGCCCAAUUCACCAGGAAGGCAACGCCUUCCCGUGGACGGUGAGCCUGAGUGACGUGAGCGCCUACACGCUGCUCGCCGGGCCCCACGCCGCUCUGUCGCUGCUGGAGCCGGCGGGCUGCACGUCCACGCUGGCCGUCACCUCCGACAAGCAGCCGGGCGAUGCGCAGGGCCAGGCCUACGUGGUGUGCCUCCACGUGGAUCUGCUGCCCGUGGAAGUCCGAGCCUGCAGCGCGCAGCUGCGGCUCCUGUGGGAGCUGAGCGACCUCAUGGGGAGGACGGCACGCCGGCUGCAGCGGAGGGAGGCGGUGCUGCUUCGGCGCAGCUCCUUGUCGCCCGACGUGGCCGCCACGCAGCUGGCGCCGGGCUCGCCCAUCCGCAGCAGCGUCAGCAACGCGCAGGGCGAUGCCAGCUCCUGCAGCCCCUCGGCGGACGUCUGCACGACCACCGAGGGCGACACCACUCAGACGGGCGAGGACGCGGCGUUUGGCGGCACAGACACGCUGGAGCAGAAGACCAGCCACAUGGGCGGCAGUGGGAGCCGCGCCAGCGUGUGGCUGCAGUGCAUGCUCCCCAAGCUCACCGUGCGGCUCUUUGCCAAUGAGCGCGACGGCAUGGACGGCGCGGCCGCCGCCGAGCUCUGUGUGGUUGGCGAGCUUGAGGAGCUCAGCGCCUCCGUGGACAUUCAGGACAUCUACACCAAGGUGAAGUGCAAGAUCGGAAACUUCAACGUAGACCACUUUCGCCAAAGCCUGCCCGGAGGGCCCAUUUGCCUGGGUGGGCGGGGAGGGGUGAUCUUGUCAUGCACUGACAAGAUGAACAGACGCACUUUCCUGGUGAGGCCGCUCUCCAGGCAAGACCCCUUCAGCCACCUCUCUGCCUUCUUUCCUUCCACGGCGGGCAAGCUGCUGGAGACCUCGCAGCAGCAGCAGCAGCAGCAGCACGGCUUCCUGUCGCUCACGUACACGCGGGCGCUCACGCGCAACGUGCGCCAGCGCAUCUCGUCGCGCCAGGAGCGCGUGUCGCGCAGCCUUCACCGCGGCGACGCUCCGGACACUGGGCCCUCGCACCUGCACGAGGUGCUCGUCAGCCUGCCCUUCGACCUGGUGCUGCACUACCCGCUGCUGCGCACCGUCGCGUCGCUGCUGGACGCGGGCGGCGGCGAAGCCGCCCGGCGAUCUCCGGCCGCCGGCAAGCGAGCGGCGCCGGCGGGCUCCACCGUCGGGCAACCCGUGAAGCAGCACGCGCUGUCGUCCCGCGGGCUCCCCCUGCUCUACCUGAACACGAGCGUCAUUCGCGUGUUCGUGCCGCAGAGCGAGGGCAAGCAGCAGCAGCAGCCGGCCACAAGCACCUCUGCUCCCAAGGAAGACACGCUUGUGUUGAAAAUAGGAUCCAUCAGCCUGGCGCCUGUGGCAGAUAACCCGCUCACCAGGAUCGUUAUUCGCAAAGAUAUUUUCCAACGAGCGCUGAACCUGGGCAUCCUGCGUGAGCCCGGCUCGGAGGUGGAGGACCGGCAGUACCAGGUGGAGCUGCAGGCCAUCAACGUGAGCACGGGCUGCUGGGCCCAGCUGCGGCCCGACCGGGGCGGAGAGAGGAGCGGCCACGGCACGCCCGACGACGAGAGGGGCUCCCAGAACCCAGCCCUGGAGUGGAACACGGCCAGCGGCCUGCGGAGGCAGCCAGAGCGGAGGGCCAUCCUCACGCCGCUCCUCACCGACUUCGGCAUCAGGGUGACGGCCGCCCCCGCCGUCGUGUUCGUCAAGAAUAUGGGCGGAGAGCUCGGCCACACGGAGGAGGUGCUGGUGUGUGGACACUCGCUGGAGGUCAACGUCACCUCCAGCCUCGACUUCUUCCUCAGCCUCGCUCAGCUUCAACUGAUGCAGCACUUGGCCGAGGAGAACUUGACUUCCUUUCCUGCCUCGCAAGAAGACGUGCAGGUGGUCACACCCGAGCACCUGCAGCCGAUCGGCACGAAACCGCCUGACGGCGCGGCGGCAACGUCCGUGGACGCGGCAUCACGGCACAGCCGGGCGCAGGACAGCGGCAUCGGCAGCGACAGUGCCGCGGCACGGCUCGUCCACACGGAGCACCCUGCGUCGCUCGUACAUCACCGGCAGCAGCAGCAGCAGCAGCAGCGCCUCCCCUGCGCGUCGCGCCAGUCGUCCACCGUCAAGAGCCGCAGCUUCGUCCCCUUCGACGUGUUCCUCACCGCCAGCAAGAUCUCCGCGAUGACCUACUCGGCGACGCCCGUCAAGGGCAGGUGCCCCGAGCCGCCGCCGGGCUCCCAGCCGAGGCCCCCCGCGCCUUGCGAGAGCGCGUCGAGCAGCAGCGCGGCCAGCUCCGCGGCGGACGGCCAGCCGCCCCCCGAGGCCCAGGGCGGCGCGCGGCCGGCGCCGGAGGAGCCCGGCCCCGCGUCGACCGCCCCCCCGCCGUCGCAGAGCGGCUCGCAGGCCAGCCUCUACCCGGCGCGGCCGGGCUCCAGCUGCGCGGCCGCCGCCACCGCCGCGGACGACCUCCCGCCGACGGCUCCGCCGGCGCCGCCGCCGCCGUCUCCGCCGGCGCGCUUCGGGGGCCACACGGCGGCGCCGUGCACGGCCGCGGGGAGGUUCCUGCCGCCGGAAAGCCUGCGGGUGCCCGGCAGGUCGUCGGCGAGGCAGGCCCUGGGGCUCACGGUGGUGCGACAACCCGGGCGCAAGUCCGGAGACGGGUCGCAGCAGCUGGAGCCGUUCCUGUACGCGCUGGUGCACCAGCCGUCCGUGCUGCUCAGCUGCCAUCGGCGCACGCAGAAGCUGGACUUUUCGUGCUUCGACGCCUCCAUCAAGGGGGCGGCGAUCAACUACAAGUCGGGAGAUCCUGGCAAGUCGCUGCCGGAGCCUCUGGACUACUCGGUGUCGUGGCUGCAGACCACGUGCGGAGAGACGGACGCACGCACGGGCGUACCCCCGGGCCUCCUCUCCCUGCAAAUACGAGACUUCCUCAACGAGCCGGCCAGCAUUCACGUGGAGCUGGGCCGCCCGUGCAAGAUCAGCCCCAGCCUCGGCAAGCUGGACCAGGUGGCCCGCUUCGUGGCCAAACUCUCGGCGUCGGAGCGGCCGGAAGGCGGCCGGAGCGCCGGGUCGACCGGCGAACUGGCGUCGGGAGGCCGGGAGCAGUGCGAGGACGCGGCGGCUGCGGCGGGAGCAGGAGGAGGAGGAGGAGGGGACCAGCAGCGACGGCAGCUGCUGCUGGAGGCGCUGGCGCUCGUGGGCAGCGUGUCGGUGUCCACGUGCCAGGCGGUGGUGGCGGUCGAGUGCGUGCCGCACCCCGAGAGGCCGGCGCUCGGCGCGUCCGUCGCGGCGUUGUCGGCGAGGGUCGACGUGAGGAGCAGCGCCGCCGGCUCGCUGCAGUCGCUGUCCGCCGAGGUGCGGCUCACGGACGCGCUGCUCAAGACCAGCCUGCGCGACUGCUCCCGCUCGCUGCUCGGCCCGUUCUGCGGCAGCGUCCGCGCCGACGCCAAGUGGUGCAGUCACAGCGGCGCCUCGGAGGUGCUCCCCAAGCUGCUGGUCUACGUUGACCUGGGCCUCGUGCAGGUUUUCUGGGGCCAGGAACACGUGCGCUGCCUCACGCUGCUGCAGCAGCUGCUGGCGUCGCACCGGGGGCUGCCGAGAGAGCCGGCGCAGCAUCGCGCCGUCGCCGCGGCCGACCAUGCCAAGGAGCGCCGUGCCAGGCCCUGCACCGCCGAGCACAGCGCCGACGACUUGCGCACCGGCCUCUUCCAUUACAUCCCCGACGCAGAGAGUCAGAAGCUGCUGCCGAACGUGCAGGAGGUCGUCUUCUACAACGAGACGGAGGAGAGCGCCGGCACGAUGCUGUGGCGCUACCCGGAGCCGCGCGUGCUGACGCGCGUGCGCAUCGCUCCGGUGCCGUUCAACACCACCGAGGACCCCGACAUCAGCACUGCUGACCUCGGCGACGUUUUACAGGUGCCGUGCUCGCUGGAGUACUACGACGAGCUGAAGAUGGUGUUUGUCCGCUACCGGGACUUCAGCCUGUCGGAGAGCCGCGCCUGCGAGCUGCAGCUGCCCAGCCCCGCACUGGCCGAGGAGCAGGCCGAGGUGGUGGCGGCCGACAUGUGGAGGGUGGUGCUGCACAACGGGCAGGACACUCCCGAAGAGCAGAGUGUCGAUGGUGAGAGUGGCUCUCAGGGCGUGUGCGACCCGCUCGUGUCACCCAUGGCCCUGGCCGCCUGCAUGCGCGUCGACUCGAGUUUCUCGCCGGCGUGGGUUCCGGCUCUCGGAGCGUCCUUGCGGCUCAGCUGCCUGCAGCUGCACCUUCUGCACCACGCCAGCCAGUUCAGCGCAGGCUGCCCGCGCCGCCUGCGCCCGUUCGUGCCGGACCGCAGGACGCCGGGCGAGCACGAGUUCCUGGUCGUGUCGCUGGACGAGCCGCGUGUCUCCGCGCUGCACUGGGAGGGCGCGCCCUCGCGCACGCACGCGCGCGUCAGCACGGCCGCGGAGGCCCGCGUGCUCGAACACCGCAGCCUGACGCUGCGCCCCGCCGUCGAGCCGUUCCGCGCCCGGGCGCGCCUCCGCGUGACGCGCGGCGGCGCCGGCGGGGCGGACGAUGACGACGCCGGAGUCGCCGUGCGCGCCCGCGUGCGAGUGGAGCCCGUGUUCGUGCGCGUCGGCCAGUACACCGUGCACACGCUCGCGACUGCCGUGCAGGCGUGGACAGAGGCUGGCAGCCCCAAUGCUGAAGACCACCUGUUCAGCCACUUCAUCAUCUGCAAUGAGACCCAGGAGACCCUGAGGCUGGGGCAGGUGGACACAGACGAGAGCAUUCUUCUGUCCAGUCGGCAGAUGCACCAGUACUCAUGGAGGUCGCACAAAAUCGCACAGAUGCUGCACGUCUGCAUCGAGGGCUGGGGGAACUGGCGGUGGUCGGAGCCCUUCAGCAUCGACUGCCCGGGCGUCUUCCUGCGCAGCAUCCAGUACAAGGGGCGCGUCGCCUCGCUCGUCGUCACCGUGAUCAUGCUCAGCGGCGUACAGAAGCAGAUUACGAUCACGGGCAGGCACGUGGUGCGCAGCUUUCUCGACUCGGACCUCGAGCUGCACUUGACGCAGAGCUUCAUGGGCCCCGACGGGCAACCGGUGACGGCCGAGCACACCCAGGCCCUGCCGGCCAAUCAGAUGCUUCCCUCUUACGUGAUGGAGAGCGCCGAGCUGCGGUGCGUGCGCGUCAGGGUGCCCGGCUGCGAUUGGUCCGGAGAGGUGUGUCCUUCCGCCAACCGAUUGGAGGAGAGCGUUGUGGUGGAGGUUCCUCGUCCGAACGGAUCCCCCAUCCACAUCUGGUGUUCCGUGCUGGCCUCCCAGCCCAGCGCGGUGGUCGAGCAACGUGUGAUGGUGUUCAGCCCCCUGUUCAUGAUGUGCAGCCACCUCCCAGAGCCACUCACCCUACACGUGGAGAAGAGGAGCCGGGGACAGAGGCAGAUGCAGUGCAUUGUGGGCCGGGGUCAGGAGGUCACGCUUCAGCACAUGGAGGCAGAGCUGACACAUCACCUCACCUUCCAGACGAGGGAUGACGGUGAGGUGUCUGAAGCUGCGGUGCCCAUCUCCACGGCGCUUGUCCUGCAGAUCAUGGACAAGGCAGACUCGGAGCCCCUGGACAUGUCCCCGUUACUCGCCGCCACGACCCUCGACAAACCUGACAACCCAUGGCCGUACAUCGGCCCCAGUCAUGAACGGGCGGCGUGGGAGGCCUCGUGCCAGUGGGAGAGCCCCAUGCAGGUGAAGCUGUCGGCCUGGAAGCCCGGCCUCAAGACCCUCUUCAUCGAGCUGCGGCCCUGGGCCCUGUUGCUCAACCGCUCCUCCUGGGACCUGUGGCUCUUCGAGGGAGAGCGCGUCAGCGUGCAGGCACCGCCGGCAAAACCAUCGUUCCCUCCCAACUUCACGGAGCCCUUUCAGCUGGGAAUCUACUACUCGCGCUCCAACACGGUGCACAAGUCGGCCGCCGUGCGCCUGGCACGCGAGGUCACGUCGCCCAAGUGGGCCAAGGUCGGCGCCGCCGCCUUUGAGGUGGUAGUGGAGCUGCCGGAGGAGGGGCUGGCGCACGUGGAUGUGCGUCUGGGCUCCGUGCCGGGCGCCGGGAAGCUGUGUCAGUUCUGCAUCACGUCGAUGCUGCGCCGAGGAAUUCAAGUCCUGCUCGUCGAGGACCGCACUACCCUCAUCAACAAAACGCCGUUCAGCAUCGCCUGCCUGCCCGUGGCUGUUAGCGACAAGGCCUACAGCACCCUGGACCGCGUCUCCACAACAGAGGCAGCCGCGUUUACGAUCGGCCCGGCCCGCGAUGGUUCCUCCCGGUCCAGCCACCCCAUUGCAUGCUGGGAGCUCGCCGGAGCCGACGGAUCUGCUAGCGACGGCGCGGCCGCCCUCCUCAAGAACCUCCGCCUCUCCGUGGCCAAGGAGGGGGGCGAGCGUUCGCACGGCGGCUGGAGUUUGCCGGCGCUCGUCCGGGUCGACCUUCCCCGGCAGAGCGUCGCCCUGCCCACGGACGACUACGCCGAGAGCCACGUGUGCACGAGACCCGUGGUGCUCACCUGUCAAGAGGCCCAGGGAGUCACGUAUCUAUUCCUGCUCGAGGACCCGUGCCCUCGCAUGCUGAUCCACAACCUUUGUCCCGUGCCCAUCACCUUGAAGGAGAUCCCUGCAGUGGAGCCGCGCUUCCCGGCGCCACCGCCCGUGAUCCCUGCCGAGUGCUGGGCACACCACGAGCUGCAGCAGCAGAGGGCGGCCUUCCCCGACUGCCAGGCGAGAGGGCCUCUGCCGGCCGUGGGGCUGGCGCUGGUCCCGGCCGCCGAGUGGAGCGACGAGGUGGAUCUCAACAGCGCCGGCACGCAGGUGGUGUUCCUGCCAGGCUUCGGCUGCGUCUACGUCAACAUCUCGCACCACCGGAGCUCCCUCUCCGUGAGCAUCGCUCCCGAGAGCAGGGCGGGGCCCGUGCUCACCUCCCUGCGCAGGGAGACGCGCCACAACAGCCUGGACCUGCAGGUGUCCUUCGCCCAGGUGAGCGCCGUCCUCGCCGACGACGUCACCAACCCCGCGUCGUCCAGCGAGCUGCUCCGCCUCACGGCCGACGAUGUCGUGCUGAGCCUCUCCCCGUCGAGGGCGACCCCCCCCCCUCGCGAGGGAGGGGGGUCGCCCUCUGCGGCGGGCCCCGGCGCCCCGCGUCCCGACCCCGCGGCGUCCGCCGGCUCGCUCGCGGACGACGGCGGCGGCGACGGCUGCGCCCUGGAGGUCAUCGUCGGAGACCUGCAGCUUGACAAUCAGCUCUUCGAGAGGACGAGCUUCCACUUCCCCGUGCUGCUGUGCCGGGUGGACCCCGGGCCCGAGGACGCGGGCCCGGGCCCCCGCGGCCACGCGGGCGUGCCGGAGCGUGCCCUCGGAGGGGCGGACGUCGACGGGCGCCGCGAGGGCGCCGCCUUCCGAGCCCUCGUCGUGUUCGACGAGGCCCCGGACUUCGGCUUCCACCCGACGGAGGUGGAGCUCGAGUUCGAGCCCAUGCGGCUCUACCUGGAGGACACCUUGGUCUACUACGUGAAGACGCUGCUGGCCACGUUCGCGCCCGACGGCCGAGCCCGCCGCUGGCCAGACGACCGGCCCGCGGGCGACGACGCGGCGCCGUGGGACGUGGCGCGGUCCUCGCUGGCGCUUCUGCGGCCCGUGCAGCUGCGCCGGCUGGCGGUGCGGCCGCUGCGGCUGCUCGUGAGCGUGCACGCCUCGCUCAAGCUCUACAUCGCCUCGGACCACACGCCGCUCGCGUUCUCCGAGUUCGAGCGCGGGCCGCUGUUCACCACCCCGAGGCAGCUCGUGCACGCCCUGGCCAUGCACUACGCGGCGGGGGCUCUCUUCCGCGCCGGUUGGGUGGUGGGAUCCCUGGAGAUCCUGGGCAGCCCGGCCAGCCUGGUGCGCAGCGUCGGCAACGGCAUCGCGGACUUCUUCCGGCUGCCGUACGAAGGGCUCACGCGAGGCCCCGGGGCGUUCGUCAGCGGCGUGUCCAGAGGCACCACCUCCUUCGUGAAGCACAUUUCCAAAGGCACGCUGACGUCCAUCACCAACCUGGCCACGAGCCUCGCGCGGAACAUGGACCGCCUGUCGCUGGACGAGGAGCACUCGAGCCGCCAGGAGGAGUGGCGUCGGCAGCUGCCCGAGAGUCUGGGCGACGGCCUGAGGCAGGGCCUCUCGCGCCUCGGCCUGAGCCUGCUCGGUGCCAUUGCAGGAAUAGUCGACCAGCCAAUUCAGAAUUUCCAAAAGGCCUCCAUCGGCAGCAAGACCAAGGGCGUGAUCUCGGGCAUGGGCAAGGGGUUGGUUGGCGUCUUCACCAAGCCCAUCGCGGGAGCAGCGGAGCUCGUUUCACAGACUGGAUAUGGCAUUCUGCACGGGGCCGGCUUGAGGCAGUUCCCAAAGCAGCGCUUCUCACCGACGGACGAGGCAGCUGUCUUGGCGCCCAACAGCCACGCUAAAUACGUCUGGAAAAUGCUGCAAGCCCUGGGCCGCCCGGAGGCGCUCAUGGCUCUGGAGGUGGUGAUGAUCAGCGGAGCGGGCGUGGAGCACGAGGGCUGCCUCUUGCUCACGGCCGACGUGCUCUUCGUGGUGAGCCUCAGCGAGGACACGCAGCAGCAGGCUUUCCCCGUCACCGAGGUGUCGUGCCGCAUGUCGCUCGCCCAGGCGGGCCUGCUCGAGGUGCAGCUCAAGCAGCCGAGUGGCGGCGCCGGCGGCGGUGGCGGCGGCGGCGGCGACGACACGCCGGAGCAGCAGCAGCAGCAGCAAGCGGAGCUGUGCGGGCAGGAGAAGCUGUCGGAGCAGCAGUACGAGCGCUUGGUCGACUACGUGCGCCGCUCGUCGCAGUACCUGGCCCCGCUGGUGCCGCGGCACGAGCAGGCGCCCCCGGUCGCCCGCUCCGCGCCGCCCGCCGCCAACAUUAAAACCUACCAGUACCUGGUGCACCCCAGCUUCGGAGAGGUUUUCGUGGGAAGGUUCACACAGGCCAAGAACAGGGCGCUGCACAAAGGCUUUUCGUAAAGGCGAUUGGAGGCUGGCGCGAUGAUAACCGUCGGUCGAUCAAGAAGUGACUCGAUCGACGGACGGUUAUAGCUGACUAUUUUGUGGUCGUUUGACCGGCCCCCCCGUUUCAAUACGGUGGCCGCUGCCACCGCUGGGAAUAUGCCCCCCCCGCCGCCCCCCUACGAGCCGCGGCGAACGUGACGCAGCCAAUGACGGCAUUGCGUCACCAAACGCAGCCCAUCACCUCUGUCCGGGAGCACGCGUGGAAACUGAGGUGAGACUAUUUUCGUUCGUGAACUCCAAUCUGUCGAGCAAAUCGGACCAAUGAUCGGCACGGUAUUCGAUUGCUUACAUCAUCGGAGAGCUCAGAUGAUUGUGACGAAAUAUGCCAUAAUAUUUAAUCUCCCCUACGCAUCCUCCAACAAUAGGAUGGGGAGAGUGGCAGGUUGUGCUGAACGUGUUGUAGAUGGGGAGAGGACAGUACAGAGCCUUGGGAGGGUUUUCUCCAAGUUGUUUACGAUGAAUACGAGCAGAACAGAUACAUUGUCAUCUUUGUAUUUAUUCACGAAUAUCUCCGACAUGCACAAUUGUCGUUUAGAAUGUUGCCUUAUUUAAAUUCUCGUGUCAGUUUUAUUGAGUAAAUGAUGCAAGUGAUUUCGUGUGAUUUAGAUACAGUGAAGCAAUUUGUGUAUUUUUUUUAUGAAGAACAAUUCUAAGAGGAAAUGAGCACAAGUGCCAGUAUUGCGGUAGACACUUCAAUAUGUUACAUUUAGCACCCAAUUACAAAAUGCUAAGAUCAAAACAACGCAUGUUUGUGUUGAUUGUAACCAGGUAAGAAAUCAUUAGGAUGAAAAUCAAAACUUUGACUUGUAUCUGGAGCAUUUUCUAAACACACACUCAACACAAAAACGUGAACUUAUCUGUAGAAAAAGGAAUUCCCAUUUCCACGUGAGGCAUUUAUAGUUAGUCAAAAGUAUGCUGCUCAUGCUUUUCUUAACAAGUGGCCACGUGUCUAUGAUAUGAGAUGUAAACAACGCCGUGUACGCAUGGGUAGAUGCCGAGUGCCAGUGUGACAUUAGUGGAGGCCUGAGGCCUGUGUGUUCAUGGUAGCACAUUCCAUUGAAGCUGCACGUCUCCAAACAGACACACGUGCUGGCAUGCCAACUGUAAAUAAAUAAUAGCUGUUUUGUUUUUCAAAUAUAAUUACAUAUUGUGUAUACUACAUAUACAGAUGGUUUAAAUAUCGGUGAUCAGUUUUACAAGUUUACAGAUGAAAUGAAAAUAAAAUGCGUCGCUAAUCGUCGGGGGUGUAAGAAUUCAUCCAUUCACAUCAAUUUAUAAGCUCGCGAUACACGCAUCAGAGCAAUGUUCGUAUGUUGAUAUGUUGUAUGGGACCACAGCAGCCACUAAGUGGCCACUACAUUUACCCCGAUGUACAAAUAAACAUAUUUGUGAUCGCAACCAGGACUCGUGACAACUCAUCGAAACGCCAAGGGGGUUGGAUUGUUCCCGAAGUUAUUCUGCCCCAAUCUACCGGCAGGCAGGUCUUUGGUUUCUGACUCCCCUUCAUUCUGUCCGAUUUUGGGUUUGUAUGCACCCCCCCCCCCCUGCCCAGACUGCCUGGGAAUUUCAGAAUGUUUACUGAUAUCUGGUUGUAUUUUUUUUUGUUGAACUUGAUUGUAAUACACUGCACAGUUUGUUUGACGAGAGACCUCGGCCGACUGAGUGACGUGUUCGGGGUUGGUCUCCAGUGGGAAAGGUGGAAUGAUAUUUCUUUGUGGCUAAUGAUUAACUGUUCCACCUCUAAUACGCACGUGUUUUAUGGCAUGCUUACGAAAUUAAAGUUAUAAGUUGAACUCUGAGUACACUAACUCGAAUUAUAAAGAAACAUAUUGGCCCCAAAUACAUAUACAUUGUGUGCAUGUGUUUUAUAAUUGUGCGUAAAUACUAAUCAGAGGCACUAACAGUGGGGGCUGACUUGCCAGUCGAUGACGUGAUAUACACAUAUGCAUACAGGUUAAACCCACGUUUAUUCUUUUAAUAAACAUAAGCAAAUGUUUACAAUUCAUUACUGCUGUGUGUCGAUACAUUGGCGAGAAACAAAAAAAUAUGUUUUGGAAAAGCACAGUAAAAUAAUUAGUUGCCGAGUUGAUCAUAUUCCCUUUGAUUGACCAAUGAGUGGCCAAGAUGCAUAUACAGGUAGUGGAUGGAUAAAUAUUGUCUGUGGGCCGUUUAGAAGUGAGAAGCCGCUGCUUUUGGAAACCUCAUAAGAUGGGCCCAUGCAUGAAUAUAAAUAACACAAUAAUGGUGAAUGUCUACGUUUCUGAUCCAUUUUACAGCAGGAACUAAGCACAGAUUACACACAUUUUGCUUCAAGUAUAUCGUUAUCUUGCCUUCCAUUAACAAGUUGAGGUUUCUAAAACGCACUUCAACUUGUAGUUCAUAUUUGUAUCCCGCUCCACCUUUAAUAACUCUCCUUCGUAUACAUUCUCGGAUGUGUCGGUGUGACACAAAUGUAUCGGGCAAAAACACCGAAUACGUGUAAAUUAAUGUCCUGGUUCCAUCGAUGCGACACGAGAACCCGUGACGACACAAUCGGGCACGUGGCGGGCCGAACGCGCGCACGUGACCUCCACGUCACUGGGAAGCUACGCUGAGUGGGCCCUGCAAGUCACAAGAACACGCGACGCAACGCUCC